Neoarius graeffei (lesser salmon catfish) is the source of this 6840-nucleotide messenger RNA. RefSeq names its product kinesin family member 21B (gene kif21b). The record is from RefSeq and is a predicted model, not a curated record. Bases 270 to 5180 code for a protein of 1636 amino acids. Gene Ontology annotation, biological process: microtubule-based movement; mitotic spindle organization. Gene Ontology annotation, molecular function: microtubule binding; ATP binding; microtubule motor activity. The transcript is spliced from 33 exons. NCBI's taxonomy places the organism in Eukaryota, Metazoa, Chordata, Actinopteri, Siluriformes, Ariidae.
CUCUCAGAUACACUCAUGACAUGAGCUUAAGGGAAAUAUAUAAAUAUAAAUAUAUAUAUAAUUUUUUUUUGCUGCUGUUGUUGUUAUUAAAUAGAAGAGGACGACGGACAAUGCGUGCGUUCGUGGAGCUGACCGUCGUUCUAACGUGACCCGAACAAAAUGCCGUUGUUGUGCGUUUGUUAGGCAAAACAACAAACAAACAAACAAACAACAGCCUUUCUGCUCACUAACCGGCGGCUUUGACAGCUUUUCCAGAGCCAACGGAAACCAUGGCGACGCAAAACGACUGCUGUGUGAAAGUCUCCUUGAGGAUUCGUCCUCAGAUGGCAAAGGAGAAGAUCGAGGGCUGCCACAUCUGCACCUCCGUAACCCCUGGAGAGCCCCAGGUGCUGCUGGGUAAAGACAAGGCCUUCACAUAUGACUUUGUGUUCGACAUGGACGUCCAGCAGGAGACGAUCUACAGUGCCUGCGUCCACAAGCUUAUCGAGGGAUGCUUUGAGGGAUACAAUGCUACAGUGUUCGCCUAUGGACAGACGGGUUCGGGGAAGACGUACACCAUGGGCACGGGCUUCGACAUGACCGUGAGCGAGGAUGAAAAGGGGAUCAUCCCACGUGCCGUGCAUCAGCUCUUCCAGGGCAUUCAGAGACGGCGAAUGGAGGCUCAGGAGAGCGGCACACACCCACCCGAGUUUAAAGUCAGCGCCCAGUUUCUGGAGCUCUAUAAUGAGGAGAUCCUGGACCUGUUUGACAGCGCCCGUGAUCCUGGCAGGAAGUCCAACAUAAAGAUCCAUGAGGACAGCAGCGGAGGCAUCUACACUUCAGGAGUGACCUCGCGCCUGGUCGGCUCCGAGGAAGAGCUCCUCCAGUGUCUGAAACUCGGCGCUCUGUCCCGCACCACAGCCAGCACCCAGAUGAACGCCCAGAGCUCCCGUUCUCACGCCAUCUUCACCAUCCACCUGUGCCAGAUGAGAGUGUGUCCUCAGGCUCAGCUGGUGAACGGGUCCGUGAGUGCUGAAGUGAACGGUGUCGCUGAUGGCUCCAUGUCCCAGGCUGAAUACGAAACCCUCACCGCAAAGUUUCACUUUGUGGAUCUGGCCGGAUCAGAGCGGCUCAAACGCACAGGAGCCACGGGCGAGCGGGCACGAGAGGGCAUUUCCAUCAACUGUGGCCUGUUGGCUCUGGGUAAUGUGAUCAGCGCUCUAGGAGAUCAGAGUAAGAAGGCUGGUCAUGUGCCUUACAGAGACUCCAAACUCACUCGCUUGUUACAGGAUUCACUUGGUGGGAACAGUCGGACAGUAAUGAUCGCCUGCGUCAGCCCCUCGGACCGCGACUUCAUGGAGACACUAAACACCCUGAAAUACGCCAACAGGGCGCGCAACAUCAAAAACAAGGUGGUAGUGAACCAGGACAAGACCAGCCAGCAAAUCAGCGCGCUGCGGGCCGAGAUCGCCCGUCUCCAGAUGGAGCUCAUGGAGUAUAAAGCGGGGAAGCGUGUGGCCGGGGAGGAUGGCUCCGAAGGCUUCAGUGACCUGUUCCAGGAGAAUUCCAUGCUGCAGAGGGAAAAUGACAACCUGCGCAUGCGUGUGAAGGCCAUGCAGGAGACCAUCGACCAUCUCAACACCCGAGUCACUCAACUCCUGACCAACGAGAUUAAUCUGCUCCUCACAAAGACGGGGGAAACUAAUGAGGAGAUUGGGAAUCUGAUCCAAAACUACAUCAGGGAGAUUGAAGAACUCAGGUCUAAGUUGUUGGAGAGCGAGGCGAUGAACGAGUCUUUGAGACGCAGUGUGUCUCGUCUCUCCUCCCGCUCUCCUUACCCUGUCUCUCAUGUACCUCCACCUGGACACCCCCUGGGCUCUUCCCCAUCUGUUUCCAUGGAGGCUGAGAUGACCGACGUGCUUCGGCGAGCUAAGCUGGACAUCGAGAGGCUGAAGAAGAAAGAGAGGAAUCAGAGACGCAAGAGUCCAGAAAGCGAGAAGGGCUUGAAGAAGAGAGCAAAGCUCCAGGCUCAGGAGAACAGGCAGAGCUGCGAGAGCAGAGAGAAUGGAGACGGCGACUCGGAUAAUGAACCUGAAGAGGAGGGUAUGUGCCCUCUGCCUGAAGAGGAGAGUGGCUGUGAUGAAGAUGAAGAGGACGAGGAAGAGGAGAUCAGGGAGGAGGAAGAAUUUGACAGCGACGAGAGCUUGGUGGACUCUGACUCCGAUUCCGAUGAGAAAGCAAACUUCCAAGCCGACCUGGCGGACCUGACAUGCGAGAUCGAGAUCAAGCAGAAGCUAAUAGAUGAGCUGGAAAACAGUCAGCGGCGGCUGCUGACACUAAAACUCCAGUACGAGGAGAAGCUCAUCCUGCUGCAGAACAAGAUCCGUGAUACACAGCUGGAGAGAGAUCGCGUACUGCAGAACCUCAUGUCCAUGGAGAACUACACAGAAGAAAAGGCCAAUAGGGUCAAAGCAGAGUACGAGAAGCGUCUGAAGGAGAUGAACAGGGAUCUCAUGAAGCUACAGGCGGCGCAAAAGGAGCACGCUCGCCUGCUGAAGAACCAGGGCCGGUACGAGAGAGAGCUCAAGAAGCUGCAGGCUGAAGUGGCCGAGAUGAAGAAAGCCAAGGUGGCAUUGAUGAAACAGAUGAAAGAGGAGCAGCAGAGGAGGAGGAUGAUUGAGGCCAAGAGGAACCGAGAGAUCGCCCAGCUCAAAAAGGAACAGCGACGGCAAGAGUAUCAGAUCCGUGCUCUCGAGUCACAGAAACGGCAGCAGGAGAUCGUCCUCAGGAGGAAGACUCAAGAGGUGACGGCUUUGCGCCGAUUAGCUAAACCCAUGUCCGAGCGUGUGGCGGGACGCGUCUCUCGUCGUCCGCCCAGCCUGGACUCCGGAGCCGAGCUCUCAGCCAGCACCACCACGUCCACCACCACGUCGUCAGAACCCGAGUCUAACCGUUCUGUCUCCAGUAUCGUCCGCCAGUGGAACAACAAGCUGAAUGGCUACUUGGGAGAGAGCGAGGGAUCUGGGGGAGGAUUGUCCCGGCUGGCCAAUGGUAGGAAGAAGUUACAGAGGAAAGGCGUGAGCAGCAGCUUCUCGAAGACAGCACGGCAAAAAUGGCAGGCUCUGGAGAGGAGGGUCAUGGACAUUGUGAUGCAGAGAAUGACGAUUGCCAAUGUAGAGGCCGACAUGGACCGCCUCAUAAAGAAACGGGAGGAGUUGUCCAUGCAGCAGGAGGCGCUGUUGCGUAAGCGAGAGAAGCUCCUGAGCGAGGGGCCUAGAGAGGAGGAGGAUGAACGAGUUGUUCAGGAGAUGAAUGAAGAAAUCGAGGUGCUCAAUGCCAACGUCGAUUACAUCAACGACAGCCUGUCUGACUGUCAGGCCACAAUUGUACAGAUUGAAGAGACCAAGGACGAGUUGGACUCCGUGGACAUGUCAGUGGUCAUCAGUUCCUGCUCCCUGACAGAAGCCCGUCACCUUCUGGAUCAUUUCCUGAAAGCCUCCAUAGAUAAAAAUUUACAGGUGGCUCAGAAAGAAGCCCAGAUCAGGCUGCUAGAGGGACAGCUGCGGCAGACAGACGUGAUUGGCUCUUCCCAUAAUCACAUGAUCCUGGACGCCAUACGGGAGAAGGCAGAGUGUAUCCCAGAGUUACAGGCUCUCAUUCAAAAUGUCCAGCAGGAAAAUGGCUAUGCUAGCACGGACGAAGAGGUGUCCGAGUUUAGCCAGGCCUCAGAAACGAGUUACUCUCAAAUGAAAUCAUCAGCCAGUCAGGAUGACUUCAAGAUCAGGUCCGAGCCUCGUAUCUCGGGUCAGAUGAAGGCAGUAUCGGCUGAAUACUUGGGCCCUGUCCUGGACUCCACCACCAAGAACAUCACCAAGUCUCUGGCAUCUCUGUCUGAGAUUCAAGAGAACGGCUUGGGCUUUGUUCUCCGCGAGACCUACUUCAGAGAAAGCAUGUCACGCACCAUCAACCUGCCAGUCCGUGGGCACACAUUUCCCAGGCAGUCCAGAGGCUCCGAGGCAUCUCCAUUCACCAGGCGGCCAUCAUAUGACAGAAGCCAAUCAUACAGACCUCCCGAGACCAUCUACACACCUCCCUCAUCCCCUCCCCUCCGUACCCGUAACGACCGCAACGUUUUCUCCCGCCUUACAAGCAACCAGAGCCAGGGUUCCGCGCUGGAUAAGGGUGUGAUCAGUCCCAUGGCAGGGCUGAAAGGGGGCAGAACGGCUCCUCUGCAGUGUGUGGCUGUGGCCGAGGGACACUCCAAGCCUGUGCUCUGCCUUGACGCUACUGAUGAGCUUCUGUUUACUGGAUCCAAAGACCGCACGUGUAAGAUGUGGAACCUGGUGACUGGGCAGGAAAUAGUGACACUGAGGGGACAUCCCAAUAACGUGGUGUCCGUCAAAUACUGCAGCAGCUCCGGCCUGGUCUUUACCGUCUCCACGUCCUUCAUCAAAGUGUGGGACAUCCGUGACUCUGCCAAGUGUGUGCGCACCUUCACAUCCUCAGGUCAGGUGGUUUCAGGAGAUGCCUGUGCUGGCACCACCACCCGCACAAUCACCACAGCCCAGGGCGAAUAUCAGAUCAACCAGAUCGCUCUAAACCCAUCCGGCUCUGUGCUCUACGCUGCAGCAGGGAACACGGUCCGAACCUGGGACCUCAACAGAAUGCAGGCCUCAGGGAAGCUGACGGGCCACAUCGGCUCAGUCAUGUGUCUAACAGUGGGCUACUCUGGUGGAGGCAAAGACCAGGUCAUCACCGGUUCUAAGGACCACUAUGUGAAGGUGUUUGAUGUCGCGGAAGGCAUGCAGGGGAACAUCGGUCCCGCUCACAACUUUGAGCCGCCUCACUACGACGGCAUCGAGUGCCUGGCUGUGCACGGUGACGUGCUGUUUAGCGGCUCCCGUGACAACGGCAUUAAGAAGUGGGAUCUGGAGCAGCAGGAACUGAUUCAGCAAAUCCCGAACGCCCACAAGGACUGGGUGUGCGCUCUGGCCUACGUGCCCGGGCGACCCAUGCUUCUGAGUGCCUGCAGGGCGGGCAUGCUGAAGGUCUGGAACGUAGACAACUUUACACCCAUCGGAGAAAUCAAGGGUCAUGACAGCCCCAUCAAUGCCAUCUGCACCAACUCCAAACAAAUCUUUACCGCCUCCAGUGACAAGACUGUGAAGAUCUGGAACCUGAGGAUCGCAAAGAAGAGGUGACAGCUCGACAGCGUGAACGAUGGUCUAUGUUCCUUUCAUUGGGCUGCUGGCUGCAAGGUGGCGCAGCUUGUCCUCAGAGGUCAGAGGUCACAGUCUGGAGCUCCAGUGCCGCAUGAAGGUCUCGUAAUGGAAGAAUGUUCACGAGAAGUUGAAGGCAAUAGUUAAUCUAAGGUGCCACCAUGUUGCUAUUUUUUGACUUCACACCAAAUAAUGAGAUGGGCAUGUGUUUACUCCAUGCACAUAUUUACAGAAAGUGUCCUUCGGUGCCAAUUCGUUUUUGAGGAAAAAAAAAAAAGUGUCACUUUAGAUGUAGCUGCUGUCUAUUUUUGUUUAUUUAUUAUUUCAAGGAUAAAAACUGGCCAAUACGGAGGCCUUGGGAAAUCACUUCUGAGCCAAAUGGUGGGGGGGAAAGCACUUUUCAGUUUUACCCCCUGGAGACCCUUAACGCUUCUGUUUUUUGACUGACUGAAUAUCAGACUUGAUCAUAGCAAGCAUUCUGCUGGAAGCAAGAAGGAGAUUGAUUUGAUUCUUCUAUUACCAUCUGGUGGAGGUUCUCUGGAGAGUCUGAAUACAAACGAAGCUUGUUCCAAGACGUGACUGUGUAAUCGUGCUGGCGCAUUCCCCGCACGCACCGUCACCUUCGUCUGAGGUGUUUACUUAAAAUCUAAUACGGACUCGGUGUCGUCUUAAUCCCUCAUCAUCUUGAACGCGCUCUAGAAAACUUUGUACAGCUUCCUCUCCUUUUUGAACGUGUUUCCUCCUGUGCUGUGACGGUUCCGUGUUCUACCUCAGGUUUAAAUGUGUUUUUAGGGUCUGAAGCCCUUUCAGUUGUUUGUGUUUAGGGAUCAUGCCCACGUCUAUCUCCCAGUCUUAUUACUGGUCUGUGAACAUAGUGCUCUCUGAGCUCUGCAAGCCCCUUAUCUUCACUCUGCUGAGCAGACACUUUUAGAGAAUGGCUUCAAUAAGCUCGGGCCAGCAGCGGCCCGGAGUGUGCAAUAAAACCAACAGUUUGCUCUAAUGAAGGCUCUAGUGCUUAAAUAGGCAGAAUAAGACUUUCCUUUAGUGGGUUUAAAAGAACCUGAUCUCUUGCCGAUAGUCCGUUCUUGAUCAGUUCAGGUCAGUUGGACCCAGCUGAGUGAGUUUGGACUUUGUUUUACUGAAGGAAAAUGUGUACAGACUCAGCAUGGUAACACCAUGGUGUUUAACAGAAUAUAAUCGAACAGAAGACAUUUAUUGUCACUUGCCAUAUCUGUGAAAAUAUUACGCAGCUUUGUAGUGGGUGGAGCUAAAGCUCUAUAACGUACUGAACAGUUUGCUAAGAAAGUGCAGAAUUGGGGGAUUACAUGUAGUGUUUAAUAGGAUAGGAAUUAGCAGCAACUUUUGUAAUUGUGAUUUAUUUCUAGAUUUCUGGACAUGACCUGGUUAGUUCACACGAGAAGUGAAAUGCAUAAAGUCUGACUGGGAAUUUUUCUUUAAAAAAAAAAAAUGUAUGUCCCGAAAUGUAUGGGAAAAUUUUUUUUUUUUUUUUUACCAAAACAUUCCGACCACCCUACCAUUUUUUUUUUUACAUAGGCUAAAAGAAGGCAACAAGCAAAAUUUCAGAAAAAUUGGUUAAUAUUUAGAGGUGCCACACGAGGUUGCAAAUCGGGUUAAAGUGCCA